Molecule: messenger RNA, 1700 nt
Organism: Lampris incognitus (smalleye Pacific opah)
Lineage: Eukaryota; Metazoa; Chordata; Actinopteri; Lampriformes; Lampridae
Gene: slc16a2
Product: solute carrier family 16 member 2
Exons: 7
Biological process (GO): transmembrane transport
Molecular function (GO): thyroid hormone transmembrane transporter activity; monocarboxylic acid transmembrane transporter activity
Source: RefSeq, a predicted model, not a curated record
ACUGUGCAGACGACGGAUAACGAGUGCAAAAUCCCUCACGAGGACAGCACGGUGCAGCUGAUCGAGGCGGGAUGCAAACCACCCCCCUACCCGGGCUGUGAGUCCCAGUCUGGGGAGAGCGGAGCUGCUGGGUUUGUCCCGCCCGACGGGGGUUUCGGCUGGCUGGUGGUUUUCGCUGCAACUUGGUGCAACGGAUCCAUCUUCGGGAUCCAAAACUCCUUCGGCAUCCUGCACAUGAUGCUGGUGAAGGAACACGCAGACCCCAAAGACGACACGUCACAGUUCAAAGUGGCGUGGGUCGGAGCCCUGGCGAUGGGCAUGAUCUUCUUCUGUUCACCUGUGGUCAGCAUGUUCACAGACCACUUUGGCUGUAGGAAGACAGCUGUCAGUGGAGCUACUUUGGCCUUCAUAGGACUUCUCAGUACAGGCUUUGCAACCUCCUUGAGCCUUCGCUAUUUCACCUAUGGUGUAUUAUUUGGCUGUGGCGCCUCCUUCGCCUUCCAGCCCUCGCUGGUCAUUCUUGGCCAUUACUUUCGUCGACGUCUAGGCCUGGCCAACGGGGUGGUGACUGCAGGUGCCAGCCUCUUCUCCAUGGGCCUCCCAGUUUUCCUCAACAAGGUGGUGGAACCCCUUGGCCUCAGCAGAACCUUUCAGGUCCUCAGCCUCUUCAUGCUUGUCCAGGCACUGCUGGCUUUAACUUUUAAACCUUUACUACCUGCCGGAGGAGGCAUGGGACCUCCAGGUGUGGGCCCCGGCCCUGCUGAACCCCAAAACCCGCCAGGGGCUACCACCCAGAGGAUGAGUUGGUGGAGCAAGACCCUGGCCCAAGUUAGGAAGUAUUUCAACCUGCGUGUGUUUCACAUCGUCACUUACAGAGUGUGGGCGUUCGGAGUGGCGACUGCUGUGUUUGGCUACUUUGUGCCGUAUAUCCAUCUGAUGAACUUUGUAAAAGAGCAGUUCAAGGAGACUCAGAAGGAAUGGGUGCUGCUUGUUUGCAUAGGAGCAUCGUCCGGGGUGGGGCGCCUCGCCUUUGGCAAGAUCGGAGACCUCAUCCACGGGCUCCAGAAGAUCUACAUGCAGGUUGCGUCUUUCAUGGCGUUGGGCUUGAUGUCCAUUAUGAUUCCCCAGUGCCUCAUGUUUGAGGGUCUGAUUGUGGUGUGUGUGUUCCUGGGACUUUGCGAUGGAUGCUUCCUGACCAUCAUGGCUCCCAUCGCUUUCGAGCUGGUGGGGCCUAUGCAGGCUUCACAGGCUAUAGGCUACCUUCUAGGCCUCAUGGCCAUUCCCAUGACUGCAGGACCGCCCAUCGCUGGUCUCCUCCAUGAUUACUUUGGCAACUACAAAGUGGCCUUCUCUCUGGCAGGGGUGCCUCCCAUGGUUGGGGGUGUGGUGCUGUUCUUUGUACCCCUGAUACACCGCAGGCUGCAGAAAAGCCAAGCAGCACAGCUGACAGAAGAUGCAGGCACCACUACCCACAUGUUGCCCUCUGCCCCUCCAGCAGAGGAAACCAAGAGCUGCUCCAAUGGAGACAUGCUGCCCGGCUAUACAGACGUUGAGACACACAUCUAAGAAGCACCAUACAAAGGGAUUCAGUCCACCAGCACCUUUUGCCCACCCUUACGUUGCCAUCCCCUCAUAUAGAGAUCUGCUCCAGUCUUCUCAACCUCAUCCAUGGACUUCCUGUUGGCCGAUUUUUUAUAUAU